GUGAUACUCCUGUCUAUAUUUCCACCUCUGAUAUAUUUUCAGGCUUCUUAUCAGUACAACAACACGCACAUUUCUCUCCUUGCUUCUUCAUCAAAUAGAUAUGGCCCUUGUAGCUGCUUCCUCCUCUUCCUCUGCUCAAUCCCUCCCCAAGAAAUAUGAUGUUUUCAUCAGCUUUAGGGGUGAGGACACUCGCUGUAACUUCACUAGCCAUCUUCACGAUGGUUUCCGCAACAAACGCAUCAUAACCUACAUAGACUACCAGCUUCCCAAGGGAGAUGAGAUCUUACCAGCACUUUGGCAAGCAAUCGAGGAUUCCUAUGUAUCUGUGGUGGUCUUCUCUAAAAAUUAUGCUUCUUCCAGGUGGUGCUUGAACGAACUCGCCCAUAUAAUCCAUUGCAAGAGGGAUCAAGGCCAUAUUGUUAUUCCUGUCUUCUAUAAAGUAGAUCCAUCUCAUGUACGCAAUCAGACUGGCCCUUACAAGCAAGCAUUUGAGAAAUUUGAGAGGGAUCCCAGGGUCAACCAACCCGAUAUCCAACGGUGGAAACAAGCUCUCACUGAAGCUGCAAACUUAGCUGGUCAUCAUGACUCUCACACAAUCAGGGAUGACUCUAAACUGAUUCAAGAGGUUGUAAAGACGUAUUGCAAAAAUUGAGUCGCAAGUACCCACCUACUAAAUUAACAGGACUCGUAGGUAUUGAUGACAAUUGUAGAGAGAUUGAAUCACACUUGGAAAAGUU
This is a messenger RNA of Prosopis cineraria, 737 nucleotides long. RefSeq names its product disease resistance protein RPV1-like. The record is from RefSeq and is a predicted model, not a curated record. Lineage: Eukaryota; Viridiplantae; Streptophyta; Magnoliopsida; Fabales; Fabaceae. The transcript has 2 exons. Gene Ontology annotation, biological process: signal transduction. The coding region runs from base 101 to 652 and encodes 183 amino acids.